AACUACAACCUUUGCUACACACUGCAGGUUACACCUUAAAUGCACAAGACCACCUUUUCCUCAGAUCAUCACUUCCCAAUACACUAAACCCUUCUCUUUCUCUCUAAAAAAGCUCAUUGCUGAAGAAAAUUUGAAACAAGAAACAUGAAACAUUCAACUUAUUUCUUGACUUUUUUGCUUCUGAUUGUAGUGUUCAAUGUGACUAAAGGACAACCUCUUGUCCCUGCAUUGUUCAUAUUUGGUGACUCUGUUGUUGAUGCAGGAAAUAACAAUAACUUAGAAACAAUUGUUAAAUCAAAUUUCCCUCCUUAUGGAAGAGACUUCAAGAAUAACAUGCCAACAGGGAGGUUUUGUAAUGGAAAACUUGCAGCAGAUUUUACAGCUGAAAACCUUGGAUUUACUACUUAUCCACCAGCAUAUCUCAACUUACAGGACAAAGGAAACAACCUCUUGAAUGGUGCCAACUUUGCAUCUGGUGCUUCUGGUUACUAUGAACCUACAGCCAAACUAUAUCAUGCAAUUUCAUUGGACCAACAGCUAGAACACUAUAAAGAAUGCCAGAAUAUAUUGGUGGGAGUUGCAGGGAAAACAAAUGCUUCAUCAAUUAUAUCUAGGGCUAUACAUCUUAUUAGUGCUGGAAGCAGUGACUUUGUUCAGAAUUAUUACAUAAAUCCUCUACUUUACAAAGUCUACACUGCUGAUCAAUUCUCAGAUAUUCUCUUGCAACAUUAUGUCAUUUUCAUUCAGAAUUUAUAUGCACUUGGGGUAAGGAAAAUUGGUGUGACAACAUUACCUCCAUUGGGUUGUUUGCCAGCAGCCGUUACUCUCUUUGGCUCUCAUAGCAAUCAAUGUGUGGACAGGCUAAAUAAUGAUGCUGUUAACUUCAAUAAUAAGCUAAACAUCACAUCUCAGAACUUGCAAAAAGUGUUUAGUAACCUCACAUUGGCUGUUCUUGAUAUCUACCAACCUCUCCAUGACCUUGUCACUAAGCCUAGUGAAAAUGGAUUUGUAGAAGCAAGGAGAGCUUGUUGUGGAACUGGAUUGAUAGAGACAUCUAUAUUGUGCAAUAAGGACUCCAUAGGAACAUGUGCCAAUGCUACUGAAUAUGUAUUUUGGGAUGGUUUUCAUCCCUCUGAGGCUGCAAACAAGGUUUUGGCUGAUGAUUUACUGAUUUCUGGCAUCUCUCUCAUAUCCUAAUCCAACAUUUUUUAGGUCACUAUCAGCUUUAUUACAUUAUAAUUAUUAUUAUUGUACUUUUAAGUAUUAUGUGUGGCUGUUCCUGUUAAAUGAGUUUGGCUUAUGUAUAAGGAGCUUGAAUAUGAUUAACUACAAAGCUCACUUGGUGUUUCAUUACUGUAAUAAGACCAAAAUUCUUGAGA
Trifolium pratense (red clover) is the source of this 1379-nucleotide messenger RNA. RefSeq names its product GDSL esterase/lipase At5g22810-like. Gene Ontology annotation, biological process: lipid metabolic process. Gene Ontology annotation, molecular function: lipase activity. The record is from RefSeq and is a predicted model, not a curated record. NCBI's taxonomy places the organism in Eukaryota, Viridiplantae, Streptophyta, Magnoliopsida, Fabales, Fabaceae. Bases 145 to 1197 code for a protein of 350 amino acids. The transcript has 5 exons.